AUGAUUCUGACUAAAGUCGCUUUGUCUUUGCUUGUGGCCAUGGCCCAAGCCUGGACCUUGGAUAGUAGAGAGCUUGUCCCCGAGGAUGAAAGCUCCCUGACAGAGCGCCGGCUGCCCAAAGCGAGUAAGGUCCGCGGUGUAAACCUCGGCUCCCAGUUCAUUAUCGAGGAGUGGUUUACGAAGGAUAGCUGGAAGAACAUGGGCUGCUACGGCUGGUACGACGAGUGGAAUUGCGUCAAGGCCCUUGGUCAGGCCAAGGCUGACGAGGUCUGGAAAAAUCACUGGAACACGUGGAUUACCGAGGCCGACAUCAAGCAGAUCAAGGAUAUUGGCCUCAAUACCGUGCGCAUUCCAGUCGGCUUCUGGAUGCGAGAGAGCCUUGUUUAUGCAAACGAGUAUUACCCCCGCGGCGGCCUCCCCUAUCUUGACCGUAUUGUCGGGUGGUGCAAGAAGUAUGGUGUCUAUGCCAUCAUUGAUCUCCACGGCGCCCCUGGAUCACAGUCGCCCAAUGAAGAGUUCACCGGCCAUGGCGUUAAUCCCCCACAGUUCUACACUUCUGCCAACUAUGAGCGAGCACUGAAGUUCCUCGAGUGGAUGGCCAACCGUAUCCAUACGAAUGGCAACUAUACCACUGUUGGUAUGCUGCAGGUUCUGAACGAACCUGUCAGAGGCGGAGACAAUGCCACCGAUAUGCGCAAGAAUUUCUAUCCAAAGGCAUACGAGCGUAUCCAGGCCGCCGAGGCUAAGCUCAACGUUGCCAAGGCAGACCGCCUCCACAUUCAGUUCAUGGGCACGAGUUGGGGAUCUGGCAAUCCAAGAGAGUUCCUGCCAAGCACGGAGAUGGCUUUCUUCGACGCCCACCGCUACCUAAGCUUUGACAACCGCAUCGAGGGUACAAAGAAAGCCUACAUCACGCAGGCCUGCAAGGACAACAUGGGCACCAACGUGACGGUGGGCGAGUGGUCGCUCUCGGUAAAUAGCACACUGAAGAACACGCCCGAAUUCAAAUACGAGGGUCAGGAGACCUGGUAUCGCGCUUACUGGGCGGCACAGGCCGAGUCGUUUGAGCGCUCCAACGGCUGGAUCUUCUGGACCUGGAAGUGCGAUGGUGUUGAGGACUGGCGUUGGUGCUACAAGAAGGCGGUUGAAGCGGGUGUCAUCCCCAAGGAUGCCGGCACAGCCGCGGCCCUUAGCCCGUGCUCUAGAUAUACCUAG
Molecule: messenger RNA, 1215 nt
Organism: Clonostachys solani
Lineage: Eukaryota; Fungi; Ascomycota; Sordariomycetes; Hypocreales; Bionectriaceae
Source: the annotation of a GenBank genome assembly